Messenger RNA from Eruca vesicaria subsp. sativa (arugula), 747 nucleotides. NCBI's taxonomy places the organism in Eukaryota, Viridiplantae, Streptophyta, Magnoliopsida, Brassicales, Brassicaceae. The record is from the annotation of a GenBank genome assembly.
AUGGAUGUGGCAUCAUGGUCGCUGGCGGGCAAGGCUGGCCGUUGCGUCUGGACGCUGGAUCAUGGGCGGGCGAGAUUGACCCCCUGGCUUGGACGCUGGGAAGCUGGCGGGCAAGCUUGGCCGCUUGGUCUGGACGCCAGGGGCAUGCAAGGACGAGAAUGGUGUUUGGUUGAGGCUGGCGGACAGAACUGGCCGUCAGGUUUCCUCGAAGAAUCAUCCUCAGAGAAUGAAGACGCCCACUCACCGGCGAUUCCAGAAUCUCCGCCACCACAUCCUCCACUUUCUUUGAUUCCAAGAGCUAAGAUCGCAACGACGACAGUGGAAAACGCAGCUUCCUUGAUCGACAAGACGAUGCGUCGGGCGCUCGUGUACCAGAAUACGAUCUUGGAGACGCUAGAUUCCACAAUCGACGCCUCGAAAUCUCGAUUCAACCAAAUUCGAGAUACUUCAAUCGCUCACACCAGCCAAAAAAUCAUUGUUUCUGAGUAUAACAUUUACGAGCAUAUGGUGUUUGCGAAGAUCAAAGAGACGAGAAUAUUUGUAUACUACAAUACUUUACGCAUGCUAUCAAGCAAAGAGGCUUUGCUUUCUAGAGUGGAUCUUAGAGUAAAAAAGCUAAGACAAUCAUUGGAUCGUCUUACAGCUGAAAGUGAAAAGUUAGAGGUUAGUCUUUUUCUCUUGUUUCACCAUGAGGUUGCCCGUAAUGGUAUAUACUUCCUAUGUAUUCUGUUAGUUAGCUUGAAGUAG